AUGACGAGCAAGACCAUAAAGUCGUUACCGCACGAGAAGCGCAAGGGCGAGGCUGCCCUGAGCGACUUUGCCGAUUAUGUCGAGAAGCAGCAGGCGCUACGGUACCCAAGCUCCAAGUCAGCCGACAUCUCCAAGGUCCCCACUGCCGCCCCCGAGCACCAGCAUGCCGAGCUUGACGAGCUCUUCGAUAACCUCGACCUGGCCGAGGCCACCUCGGGCGUUCGGUUGAAAGACCUUCUGUUGGGCACCGACGGCGGCACGCUUCAGCAGCUGGAAGGGGUUGUCCAGGAGAGGAUACUCGAGGGCCAUGGAGAGGCCAUCUUUGAGCUCGGCUUCGAGAGCAACGGCGAGUCGAUGGCGCUCACUCUCAGUCAGUGGAACGAUGCGUACACAAGGCUGAAGGACGCGGCCAAGAGGAUACGCGCCGACUGCCAGACCCUCAUCACAAAGAACGUCGACGGCGAGAUGGAUGCGUCAAGCGCGAAACCCGGCAAGGAAAACCACUGCAGUGGCAAAAUCUUGAUCCGACAGGCUCCGGCGACCGUGGAGGAUGUCAUUGAGACCCGGAUAGCCGUUGUGGGCAAUGUCGACGCAGGCAAGAGCUCUCUUCUGGGCGUUCUGGUGAAAGGCGACCUCGACGAUGGUAGAGGACGGGCGCGGGUGAACCUCUUCCGACACAAGCACGAGAUUGAAACGGGCAGAACCAGCUCCGUCGGCAUGGAGAUACUGGGGUUCGAUACUGUUGGAGAGGUCGUUACCUCGGAGACCCCUGGGAGGAAACUGUCGUGGGAGGAGAUCGGAAAGCGCAGCGCCAAAGUCAUCACCUUCACCGACUUGGCAGGCCACGAAAAGUACUUGCGAACGACGGUAUUCGGGUUGCUCUCCAGCAGCCCCAACUACUGCCUGCUGAUGGUGGCGGCGAACAACGGUUUGAUCGGCAUGAGCAAGGAGCACCUGGGCAUCGCCCUGGCCCUCAACGUGCCCGUCAUGGUCGUCAUCACCAAGAUUGACAUUUGUCCGCCGCAGAUCCUCGAGCAGACCAUCAGCCAGAUCACAAAGAUUCUCAAGAGCCCAGGGGCGCGCAAGAUCCCCAUCUUCAUCAAGGACCGCGAGGAGUGCAUCAACACGGCCACCCAGUUUGUCAGCCAGAGGAUAUGUCCCGUGUUCCAGGUCUCCAACGUCACGGGCGAGAACCUCGACUUGGUCCGGACGUUCCUGAACAUCCUGCCGCACCACGGACGCUACGACUCGGACGCCCCCUUUGAAUUCCACGUCAACGACACCUUCUCGGUCCCGUUCGUCGGUACUGUCGUCUCGGGAAUCAUCAAGUCUGGUGUUAUCCACGCCGGAGACAACGUUCUCAUCGGACCGGACUCGUUAGGGCAGUUCACGACCACCAGCAUCCGUUCGAUCGAGCGCAAGCGACUGGGGGUGCCAGCUGCAUCUGCGGGGCAGUCGGCAUCUUUCGCCCUGAAAAAGGUCCGUCGCAAGGACGUCCGAAAGGGCAUGGUUGUCCUGCCCAAGCUCGAGGGACAGCCGGCUCCCAAGGUGCACAGAGAGUUCAUUGCGGAAGUAUUGAUCCUCUCUCAUGCCACCACCAUCAAGACCAAGUACCAGGCCAUGUUGCACGUCGGUCCGGUCUCGCAGACAUGCGCGAUAAUCGACGUCGAUCGUCCGUACAUCCGGACUGGCGACAGGGCGACGGUGGCGUUCCGGUUCGUGCAGCGACCCGAGUACCUCGCCCCAGGCGACAGGUUGCUGUUCCGAGAAGGCAGAACCAAGGGCCUCGGGAUCGUCAAGUCGGUUGGCUACGACCCCAACAAACCGCUAUACCCGCACGGCGACGACUCGGCACAGGGCGAGGACGGCGCGGCUCCGGAUAACGAGGGGGAGAAGAAGCCUGCCAACGGUCAGGCUACGGCGUGA
Molecule: messenger RNA, 1926 nt
Organism: Colletotrichum higginsianum IMI 349063
Lineage: Eukaryota; Fungi; Ascomycota; Sordariomycetes; Glomerellales; Glomerellaceae
Product: Elongation factor Tu GTP binding domain-containing protein
Exons: 5
Coding region: 1-1926 (641 amino acids)
Biological process (GO): translational elongation
Molecular function (GO): GTP binding; GTPase activity; translation elongation factor activity
Source: RefSeq, a predicted model, not a curated record